This is a messenger RNA of Haemonchus placei, 357 nucleotides long. Lineage: Eukaryota; Metazoa; Nematoda; Chromadorea; Rhabditida; Trichostrongylidae. The record is from the annotation of a GenBank genome assembly.
AUGAAUUUCGAGGAGCCAGGGGAAAUAAAGGCACAAAAAACCACCGUGGUUAUUAUGAAGCCUGUUUCAAAGUAGAAGAAAGUCUUAAGCCGUUUAUGUUUUGAUUUGAUCUUUUGUUAACUGUUCUUACUUCGCUGCAGUACGCAUUCCGAAGAUUGGCGUUUUAUGAACAAAACUUCAAUUUGGGACGGGACUCGAACCCGUACAUGUGCUUUCCGGGAACCGUGCUCUAUCCUUACACUACGAGAAACCGUUUGCCCUCGCCUUCUUUAUGACUUAUCAGCCCCACAUACGUACAACGUGUUGAGUCGGUCGGCCAAUAUCAGCAUAGAACCGUCAAGCUGCAAAAUUACAUGA